This is a messenger RNA of Setaria italica (foxtail millet), 474 nucleotides long. RefSeq lists its product as uncharacterized. Lineage: Eukaryota; Viridiplantae; Streptophyta; Magnoliopsida; Poales; Poaceae. The transcript has a single exon. The coding region runs from base 1 to 474 and encodes 157 amino acids. The record is from RefSeq and is a predicted model, not a curated record.
AUGGUCCUCCAGUCCCUCAAGUCUCACAUCUUUGAUGAUGUCUCCAAAUAUGCCACCAGAUGGCUCCACGAGUUACCCCAUGUCAUUUGGCAUCUCCAAACCCAAAAGAGUCAGGCUACUGGCUAUACUCCCUUCUUCUUGGAAUACGGCUCCGAGGUUGUGUUGUCAACAGACGUGGCAUUCGGCACUUCGCGGAUCCAAUACUAUGAGGAGGGUGAAGCAGAAAAGAGUCGGCAGGUUGACAUCGACAGCUUGGAAGAGCACCUCGUGGCGAUCCUCAUCCAGCAUCCGCGGCACGAGCAGCAGAUCCGACACUACCAUGACACGAACGUCCAGGAACGCUCAUUCAAUGUCGGCAACCUCAUGCUUCGUUGGAUCCAGUCCACCAAAGACAUGCACAAGCUGUCGGCCCCUGGGAGGGUCCCUUCAUCGUCAAAAAAACUCAUCCAACCUGGCACAUACCGACUGCAGUAG